AUGGCUGAGGAACAAUUAGACGGAGAUUCACGUCGUCGGUAUCAAUUUGAUGAAGGAAAUAUUGAAGAAAAUUUAGAAUUACCUGAUUACAGAGGAAGUAACGAUUUUAGUGAUGAAGCUAACCUAGAUGAUCUAGAAGAACAAUAUAAUCAAUACAAAGAUGAAGAAAAUACUAAUACUAACACAAUCACGGCUAAUCAUUCAUCAAAUAAUCAAAAUAAUCAAUAUGAUACCUCUAAAAAAUCAAAUGCAAAGAUAAGUCAAAUUUCAUUUUUAAAUGAUUCUAAUGUAGACAGUGGUUCAAAUAUUAAUAUUCCUUCAUUCUAUGAACACAAAUUAUCAUUCAAAGAAUACUACCGUCACGAUUUAAAAGAAUACUGUAGUUGGAAGUCUGUAGGGAAUUAUUGUCUUUCAAUAUUCCCUGUAGUUCAAUGGAUGCCACAUUACAAUUACAUGUGGUUUAUCCAGGAUUUAAUUGCUGGUAUUACUAUUGGGUGUGUGCUUGUACCACAAUCUAUGUCUUAUGCCCAAAUUGCUACUUUACCACCACAAUAUGGUCUUUAUUCUUCAUUCAUCGGUGCUUUCAUAUAUUCUUUAUUUGCUACUUCCAAGGAUGUUUGUAUUGGUCCAGUCGCUGUCAUGUCAUUAGAGACUGCAAAAGUUGUUGCCAAAGUCACAGCAAAAUUAUCUGCCGACUCUGAUAUUACCGCUCCUAUAAUCGCCACUACUUUGGCAUUUUUAUGUGGUAUCAUUGCAUUGGGUGUUGGCCUAUUAAGACUUGGUUUCCUUGUGGAAUUAAUUUCUUUAAAUGCAGUGUCAGGUUUUAUGACUGGGUCCGCUUUAAGCAUUAUGAGUGGCCAAGUUCCAUCAUUAAUGGGUUAUAGUUCCAAGUUAAAUACAAGACAAUCCACUUAUAAAGUUAUCAUCGAAACUUUAAAACAUUUACCAGAUACAAAAUUAGAUGCGGUAUUCGGAUUAAUUCCUUUGGUAAUAUUAUACGUUUGGAAAUGGUGGUGUAAUAACAUGGGUCCAAAAUUAGCAGAAAGACAUUACGGAAGGAAAAACCCCAAAUUGAAUUUCUUUAUUCAAAAGUUUUAUUUUUAUGCUCAAGCCUGUAGAAAUGCUAUCGUGAUCAUCGUUUUCACUUGUAUCUCUUGGGCUAUCACUAGAGGUAAGACUAAAGCUGAAAGAAGAAUUAAAGUGUUAGGUACCGUGCCAUCUGGUUUGAAAGAUGUUGGGGUCUUCGAUUUACGCGAUGAUCUAAUGUCCAAAAUUGCACCAGAAUUACCAGCCUCUGUUAUUGUCUUAUUAUUAGAACAUAUAUCUAUUGCUAAAUCAUUUGGUAGAGUUAACGAUUAUAAAAUUGUUCCAGAUCAAGAAUUGAUCGCUAUUGGUGUCACCAAUUUGUUAGGUACUUUUUUUAUGGCCUAUCCUGCUACUGGUUCAUUCUCAAGAUCAGCUUUAAAGGCUAAAUGUAACGUUAAGACUCCAUUCUCAGGUAUUAUAAGUGGUGCUUGUGUUUUAUUGGCGCUUUAUUGUUUAACAGGAGCUUUCUUUUAUAUACCUUCUGCUACAUUGUCUGCUGUUAUUAUUCACGCCGUUUCUGAUUUAGUCGCUUCUUACCAAACCUCAUGGAAUUUUUGGAAGAUGAAUCCAUUAGACUUUCUAUGUUUUAUUGUUACCGUAUUUAUUACUGUUUUCUCUUCUAUUGAAAAUGGUAUUUAUUUUGCUAUGUGUUGGUCUGCUGCUUUGUUAAUCCUAAAAGUUACUUUCCCAGCUGGUAAAUUCCUUGGUUACAUUCAAAUUGCUGAAGUGGUCAAUGGUAACGUUAUCAACGAUCCAUCGAUUAUAAUAUCUGAGCCGUUAUCUGAAAAUGACGAAGAAGACAGUAAUAUUGAUUCCACUAAAGAAGACACAUCUCGUUUUGCAAAAAUUAAAGGUAAAAUGUUUUCAUCUUCUAAAAAGAGUCAAAACAAAGAAUUCAAUAGUGAUGAGUACAAGAAAAAUCUAUAUGAAACAAUAAAUCAAAAUGAAGCUAACGAGUCUACUUCAAAGUUGAACUAUUAUAACAAAUGGGUACCAUUUGAUCAUGCAUACACCAAAGAAUUAAAUCCAGAUUGCCAUAUAUUAGCGCCACCACCAGGAAUAUUGGUAUACCGACUAUCUGACAGUUACACAUACUUAAACUGUUCUAGACAUUUUGAUAUUUUAUUUGAUGAAGUCAAGAAACAGACAAAGAGAGGUAAAUUGAUUCAACACUCAAAGAAAUCCGACCGUCCGUGGAACGAUCCUGGCCCUUGGGAGCCACCAACAUUUUACAAAGGGUUAUUCAAGAGGGGUAAGUUAUCAUGGUUUUCUAAAAAUAAAAAGAAAGAAAGUGAUAGUGAGGAUAUUGCUUCCGGUAUUAACCAAAACACUAAUCUAGAUACCGGUGUUGUUAUUGAUGAAAGACCACUAUUGAAAAUUAUUUGUUUAGAUUUCUCUCAAGUUUCACAAGUUGAUGCUACUGCUUUACAAUCUCUGGUAGAUUUAAGAAAAUCUAUCAAUAAGUAUGCUGAUAGACAAGUAGAGUUCCAUUUUUCCGGUAUCACAUCACCAUGGGUGAAAAGAGGUUUGGUAAACAUGAAAUUCGGUAAGCUAAAUGAAGAGUUCAGUGAUGAAUCUAUAAUAACAGGUCAUACUAGUUAUCAUUUGGCCAGAUCUCAAAAGGGUUCAGAUGAUAGUAGUAACCUCGAUGAUUCAUUUGAGGAUUUAGAGAGUAGAACAACUUAUCAAGUCAAUGCUGCUUCAGGUACUAAUUUACCAUUCUUCCAUUUAGAUAUUCCAGAUUUUUCCAAAUGGAAUAUCUAA
Messenger RNA from Maudiozyma barnettii, 2850 nucleotides. RefSeq names its product sulfate permease (gene SUL2). NCBI's taxonomy places the organism in Eukaryota, Fungi, Ascomycota, Saccharomycetes, Saccharomycetales, Saccharomycetaceae. The record is from RefSeq and is a predicted model, not a curated record. Gene Ontology annotation, biological process: transmembrane transport. Gene Ontology annotation, molecular function: secondary active sulfate transmembrane transporter activity. The coding region runs from base 1 to 2850 and encodes 949 amino acids. The transcript has a single exon. Gene Ontology annotation, cellular component: membrane.